Messenger RNA from Botrytis deweyae, 2301 nucleotides. RefSeq lists its product as uncharacterized. Lineage: Eukaryota; Fungi; Ascomycota; Leotiomycetes; Helotiales; Sclerotiniaceae. Bases 1 to 2301 code for a protein of 766 amino acids. The transcript has a single exon. The record is from RefSeq and is a predicted model, not a curated record.
AUGGAAAAGAUUGAUAUGUCACAUAACUCAUUGCCAGACUUUGAGUACAGCCCCAUCCCAACCGUCUCUUCGAAUGGGAACUCCAAUAUACGCGUCUUACAAAUCCUUCCUUCACCUGAUUCUCAUUCAUCUAUUAAUACCACUCUGGUCAAUGCAACGUUGGGAGAAUCGGAGCCAUAUGAAGCAUUAUCAUAUUGUUGGGGUGAUGCCAGUGUCAAGCUUCCAAUCACAGUCAAUGGAAAGAAAUUUGAUGUCACCACCAACCUCUUUGCCGCCAUACAAAAGUUGAGGAAGACGGAUGCCAACAGAAGAAUAUGGAUCGACGCGAUAUGUAUCAAUCAGAACGACAACGACGAGAAGAAUACGCAGGUUCGACUCAUGCGUGAAAUCUAUCAGAAGACUGAAAGAUGUUUGGUCUGGCUUGGAGAGUUUAGGAAUGCCAAACCAGUAACCACUAUGUUUGAUCUGAUACGGAAGGGCAGAGAGUUAAAGAGCGCAUCCGACAUUAAAAACCUGCCACCUAAAGAUAAAUAUCGCUUUUGGGAGAGCCUUGGGCUUCUAGAUAUAGAUGAUUCUGCGUGGGAAACAGUGAAUGACAUCAUGACUGCUCCAUGGUGGAAUAGAGUGUGGGUUAUUCAGGAAAUUACAUUCCCGAAAGAAGUCAUGGUUUUCUGUGGAGAGGAGGAGUGGGACUGGGACGAGAUGGUUGAGCUCGAAAAAUUUGUGAUGGGUUCAAGCAGCUGGGUAUCGUUCGACGAUGGAAAUCUAAAUCUAAAUAUAAACUGGGGUGGAUUGAAGCAGUUAAGUGAUAUGAGGAGCGAAAAAAUUCAACCACUACACAAGCUCUUAUUGGCAUUCAGGGGUCGAGGCGCUACGGAUCCGAGAGACAAUAUAUUUGCACUUUUGAGCAUGGAUUUUGAUCAAGGAGAGAUUACUGUACCCUUGCGCGCAGCAGACCUAUGGGCAAGAUAUAUGGAGAAAUCAUACGAUCUGGACGAAUUCUCCGACAAAUUCUUAAAGACUCCGCUGAAAGAUCUUUCUGAGAAAGAUUAUAGUAUGUCGUUCCGUGUGUUGAAGGCAUUUCUGCGUGCGAAAGAAGCUUAUACGAAGUAUUGUUCUACAUAUGGUAUAAAUUUUGUAUUAGAAGGAAGCGAAUUGAGGAGAGAGCAGGAUUCUUCGCCCCUACUUGAAUCAGUCAACAAUCGUCGCUCACAAGGAAACGACUUAAGGAGAAAGAUGCGUCACUCGGACCCCAUUGACUCAAUUCGACUACCUGGCAAUGGCACUCAAUCGACUCCACAUGAGAGUCCCAGUGAAGGGCAAAGCCUGCUCGCUGACUAUAACAUGGAUAUCGCGAGAGUCUACACCAUGACAAUGCAGAGAUUACUAUAUGAUGGAACUGAUCUGGAUUUGCUCAUAGAGAUUGACCAUUCUCUAACAAACACCUAUGGACUUCCUUCCUGGGUAAUUGAUUGGACCGUAUCCGAUGUAUUGAUCGGGAGAUACGACAUACGUAAUCAAUACUCCGCAACAUGCGACUCGCAACUUAGUGGACCUCCUGAAAUGAGUGGUACUGAAAUCCGGCUUGAGGGAUAUCAAGCCGAAACCAUCCGCCAUAUCUCUCAAUCUCUGCUAAUAUAUGGGUAUGGCGAAGACAUACCUUCCUAUCUCAAGUGGAAGGAAUUUAUCACCGAAAUCCUUGGAGACGUUGUUACUGCAGAGGAGCUCGAAAAGAUCUUUUACGAAACAAUUUUAGGGCGUACUCAGCUGAGCUCAGAUCGAAUAAACAGAUUUGAAAAAGUUAUACAGAUCCUAAUGGAAGCAGAGAGUGAAGAAGAGCGAAAAUUUAUGUCGGGACGAUUGCUGGAAGAGCACAAAUCGGCGACACGAGAUCUAGCGUUCUCCGCCAUGAAUUGCAUGAACAGAGAGAUAAUCGUGACAGAUAAGGGAAAGGUUGGACUAGCACCAGCGACUGCAGCUAUCGGAGACCGCAUUUUCCUGUUUCGAGGCGGAUGCAUGCCAUUUGUGCUCAGGGAAAAAGAGUGGAAAGGGAAAGAACGCGAGGUGGAAAAGGGGCCACCAAAGCAAGUAACAGAACAAGAUUUGAUGUUGGAAGUCAUGAAAACUAUCCUUGAGAUUAAGAAUAUAGAAACGACAUCUCCAGAUGAGAGCUCGGAUGCUAUGCAGAACGAGCAAGAUAAGGCAUCGAAAUGGGAAUUGAUAGGGAAUUGCUACAUAAAUGGAAUGAUGGAUGGUGAGGAAUGGGUAGAAAGUAGAUGCGACGAUGUCACUUUAGUUUAG